AUGGUUGACCGCAAGGCCGUAAUCAAGAACGCUGACAUGUCCGACGACAUGCAACAAGACGCCAUCGACUGCGCCACCCAAGCCCUUGAGAAGUAUAACAUCGAGAAAGAUAUUGCUGCUUACAUCAAGAAGGAGUUCGACAAGAAGUACAACCCAACCUGGCAUUGCAUUGUCGGAAGAAACUUCGGAAGCUACGUGACCCACGAGACGAAGCACUUCAUUUACUUCUAUCUCGGACAAGUCGCCAUCCUCCUCUUCAAGUCCGGAUAA
Molecule: messenger RNA, 270 nt
Organism: Caenorhabditis remanei
Lineage: Eukaryota; Metazoa; Nematoda; Chromadorea; Rhabditida; Rhabditidae
Exons: 2
Coding region: 1-270 (89 amino acids)
Biological process (GO): cilium assembly; microtubule-based process
Cellular component (GO): cytoplasmic dynein complex
Molecular function (GO): dynein light intermediate chain binding; dynein intermediate chain binding
Source: RefSeq, a predicted model, not a curated record